Molecule: messenger RNA, 1267 nt
Organism: Arabidopsis arenosa
Lineage: Eukaryota; Viridiplantae; Streptophyta; Magnoliopsida; Brassicales; Brassicaceae
Source: the annotation of a GenBank genome assembly
CUCCAAAAUCUUCAGCUUCUUCUUCUACUUCUUCUGUUAAACCCUGGCCGCGCGAGAAAACCUAAUUCAAACCUGUAGCCAUGCCUGCUCUCACUCGUAACAAGAAGAAAGCUGCGACGAAAUCGCCAACCCCUCCAACGAAGCAGGUUACCAAAUCCAAAGCUCCUCCAUCUAAGAUUCAGUCGAAACCCCAAACUUCGACGUUGAAGAAAGGAGCGAAAUCCCAGAACAAACCUCCAUUGAAGAAACAGAAGAAGGAAGUUAUCGAGGAAGAGCCUCUCGAAGACGACGAAGAUGAUGUUUAUACUGAUGUAGAAUCAGAAGAGCUUGAUGAAUCUGAUGAUGGAGAGAAGCAAGACGGACCUGAUGAAGAACUUGAACAUGAUGCGUUUCGGCUACCAACUGAAGAGGAGCUUGAAGAAGAAGCUCGUGGUCCACCAGAUCUUCCUCUACUUAAGAGUAGAAUUGAAGAGAUUGUUAGAGCUCUGAAAAAUUUCAAGGCUUUAGGCCAAAAGAUAGCACGAGGAAAGCUUGUGUUGAACAGCUCAAAGCUGAUCUUGGUUCUUAUUAUGGUUAUAACAGUUUUCUUAUUGGAACUUUGGUUGAGAUGUUUCCUCCUGGUGAACUUAUGGAACUUAUUGAAGCUUUUGAAAAGCAAAGGCCUACUCUAUCCGGACUAAUACACUUAAGACUCGAAGACGGGAUCUUGCUGAUGUACUUUUGAACAGAGGAGUCAAUCUAGACCCAUUAAGCAAGUGGUCAAAAGUUGGACUUGUUAUCUAUGAUUCACAAGUCCCAAUGGUGCGACUCCUGAAUACUUGGCUGGUUACUACAUGCUUCAAGGUGCUAGUUCGUUUUUGCCAGUGAUGGCCCUUGCCCCUCGAGAGAAUGACGGAUUGUGGAUGUAGCUGCUGCUCCUGGUGGUAAAACAACUUAUCGCUGCUCUAAUGAAAAAUACGGGCUUAAUAUAUGCGAAUGAGAUGAAAGUACCUAGGCUUAAGUCGCUAACUGCCAAUUGCAUCGCAUGGGGGUCACAAAUACCAUAGUUUGUAACUAUGAUGGAAGAGAGCUACCCAAGGUUUUAGGUCAGAACACGGUUGAUAGAGUUGUUGGAUGCGCCUUGCAGUGGGACUGGAGUAAGGAACUUCGAACUUACUCUCUCUUAAACCAUAGUUAAGGUUUAGAUCCUUGUUACUAAAUAUCCUCUGCUACCCAAUACAGAUCAUAUCAAAAGAUGAAUCAGUUAAAAUAACGAAAACUGCUGAUG